CCGGGGGGGUGGAAAUGCUCUUCCGUGACCCACAAUUAUUGGUGACUAUUGCCUGUCCAUAACAGGAAAAGCGGUUACGGAUUGGCUGAGGCGAAGUAGUAGGGCGGAAGAGUGGGUAUAGCUGCCUGCACGCACGCUUGGUGCGUGCGCGGCGACGGCGGCGGCAGGCAGUGGCAGUCAUGGCGGCUCAGUGUGUGAGGCUGGCGCGGCGCAGUCUUCCGGCUUUUGCGUUGUCUCUCAGGCCACCUCCCCGGUUGUUGUGCACAGCCACGAGACAAAAGAACAGUGGCCAGAACCUGGAAGAGGACAUGGCUCAGAGUGAACAGAAGGCAGAUCCUCCUGCUACAGAGAAGAGCCUCCUGGAAGAGAAGGUUAAGUUGGAGGAGCAGCUGAAGGAGACUGUGGAAAAAUAUAAACGAGCUUUGGCAGACACUGAGAACUUGCGGCAGAGGAGCCAGAAAUUGGUGGAGGAGGCAAAAUUAUAUGGCAUUCAAGCCUUCUGCAAGGACUUGUUGGAGGUGGCAGACGUUCUGGAGAAGGCAACACAGUGUGUUCCUAAAGAAGAAAUUAAAGACGAUAACCCUCACCUGAAGAACCUCUAUGAGGGGCUGGUCAUGACUGAAGUCCAGAUCCAGAAGGUGUUCACAAAGCACGGCUUGCUCAAGUUGAACCCUGUCGGAGCCAAGUUCGACCCUUAUGAACAUGAGGCCUUGUUCCACACGCCCGUUGAGGGGAAGGAGCCGGGCACAGUGGCCCUAGUUAGCAAAGUGGGGUACAAGCUGCAUGGGCGCACUCUGAGACCCGCCCUGGUGGGGGUGGUGAAGGAAGCUUAGCUGCUAUUGAUGGGGUGGGUGUUUUUAAACUCACUUGCUGUAACUCUUAAGGCUGGUUCAUUGUUUCUCAUCUUUGAGUACAUGUGACCUUUUCCCAAACCUUGUUGGAAACCUUAAGUAACCAGUGGCUAAACAGAAAAUGAAGCGGGUUGCAUAACUGCGUUAAUGAACUGUAAUUCGGGAGUCUGUUCCCUUUUAGUGCCACGCGUUGAAUAGUUCCACAUACUUAGAAGAGCUCAGCGGGGCUCUGCCAGGUCUCCUGAGCAUCAUGAGUAAUGUGUCUGCUCAGACUCUGCUGACACCAAAGUAUUUUAAACAAAUAAAAGGUCUUGGGGAAUUCUGUUUGGCUACCUGGACGCGCCAGUCUGCACCGUGUGUCCCUGCAGCUCACUGCGUGCGGCGCAUGAGUGACUGGCAUAUUUAGCCCAUCACAUUUCAUUCGCUGAAGGAAAGCCAAGAGUUGAAACAUUUUUCAUACAAAAAAUGAUCUUUGUGAAGAACAUAGUGAGUUCGUUUGUCAUCAGUCAACAGCGGCUGAAACUGACCACUGAGAAAUGGGCGUGGGCACUGACAAUUCUCAGCACCAUUAUUUGGCCAGGAAUUGAGCUUGGCUUGGCAAAGGUCCUUUUACCCUGUUCUGUUCAUCUAAAUGCAGACAUAUUUAAAUCAUAUUCAACUAGUUACUAACGACCUCAAGGUGUAUUCCCUGGCAAAAUGGACUUUCUCAAAAUAGGACUGCACGCUUGGUGUACUUUAAAUGUUAAUGUUUAAUUUAAAAAUUUUAUUUAAGAGGAUUAAAGCCCUAAUGUUUAUUUUCCUACUUUCUGAUAACAAUUUUGUGUCCACUCGUGGAGAUCCUUGCCACUGAGGCAAGCAUGGCUUAGCCUUCCCAUUCUCUGCUCCAGCCCUGAAGCUGUCAGCUUGACAUGUGCGUGCGUGUACACUCACGUACACACAUGCACACACUUCUGCACGGAAAGGGAGAGCCACACUCGCCCAGUGCAGCUGCAGCCUGGCAUGGUAAGAAUAUGAAACACCUAGGAGCCACAGCAAGGGCACAGGAUUUGCAAAAUCGUCUUGCGAAAGGACUGUGUUCCUCAUUUGCAUGGUCAUCUAGGGCUUAGAAAAAGGCUGAAUGAUUGGAGUCUCUUAUGAAAAAGAAAAGAACCUUUCGCUGCCUUUGCUUCUAGAAUUGAAGAUACUGGUGAAAGCCAUUUGCUGCCUAGAAAAGAUGGGGCACAGUUUAUUUCACUUCUGAUUUUAAAAGAUGCAGGUAAUGGUCCCAUCAUACUUCAGCCUGGGAUACCAUUCCCAACAUGUUCCACCUUUAAGAUGCCUUCAAUUAAUGUGGUCAGAAACAACUAAAGGCAGCAUGUAUAUCGGAGAAAACAUGACUGGGAGCUCCAGCGCUGCCUGUGUGCACGCUGUGGGGUUGUGAGUGCAUCAUCAGCCCUGGAGCUCCAGAGUAAAAUGGAGGCUAAGAAAAGUAAUUUAUCAACUCAUUUCUGUGAAUAUUUGCAGUCUCCUCCCUUCUCAGCUAGAGCUGCAGUUGCUAAAAAGCACUUAACUCAUAACCUAGAGGCAAUAUAGCUUCAUAUGGUAAAAUAUUUUUUAUAGUAACCUUCAGGCAUCCACAGUCAAACGGUAAGUUGGGUAUCAUCUGAAAUGCUUAGAACCAGAAUUGUUUCAAACUUGGGGGGUUUUGGAUUUUGGAAUAUAGUCAAGCAUGGCUUAACCACAGGGAUGUGUUCUGAGAAAUAAGUCAUCAGGCAGUUUCUUCCUGUGAACACCAUGUGUACCCACAGGUACCUAAAAACACAGGUGUAGCCUACUCCACACCUAGGCUAUAUGGUGUAGCCUAUUGCUCCUAAAUUGGAAAGCAGUUACUGUACUGAUACUGUAAGCAUCUGUUAACACAAUGGAAUCUGUGUAUCUGAACAUAACAUACUAAAGGUACAGUGAGAACAGUGUU
Mandrillus leucophaeus (drill) is the source of this 2805-nucleotide messenger RNA. RefSeq names its product GrpE-like 1, mitochondrial (E. coli) (gene GRPEL1). The transcript is spliced from 4 exons. Gene Ontology annotation, biological process: protein folding; protein import into mitochondrial matrix. Gene Ontology annotation, cellular component: PAM complex, Tim23 associated import motor. The record is from RefSeq and is a predicted model, not a curated record. Gene Ontology annotation, molecular function: adenyl-nucleotide exchange factor activity; protein-folding chaperone binding; protein homodimerization activity. The coding region runs from base 180 to 833 and encodes 217 amino acids. Lineage: Eukaryota; Metazoa; Chordata; Mammalia; Primates; Cercopithecidae.